CACAAGCAUAGUUGUAAUAUAAUUAUUCUUUUUAUUUUACUUUAUUUUAUUUUUAAAUGAUAUUACAUGAUUAAAACGUCACAAACUCAAAAAUAAUCUUCUUCACUGUUAUCUUGAUUGAUUUUUUUCUUAUUGCAACUUAAUAUGAAAAUGGCUAUUAUUCAAAAUGAUAAUGAACAAAAUAAAGAUGUUAUAGUCUCAAAUAAUAAUUUCGAAAGUGAAGUUGAAGAUUCUGAAGCAGAGGAUGAAGUUGAAGAAAAUACAGAAGAAGGCCUUCUUGAUGAAUAUCCUGAUGAUGCAGAAGACAUCGACUGUAUUCAUAUGCGUGUUACUAGCAUUCCAAAUCUUCGUUUGGAAAGAUUUAAUAAUCUCCAGAGUAUUUGUCUUCGUCAAAAUUUAAUUAUUGAUAUUGAAGGUCUUGACUCUUUAUCUCAACUAAAAGAACUUGAUUUAUAUGAUAACAAAAUCUCUCACAUGCGUGGAUUAAAUAAUUUAACCCAAUUAAGGAGUCUUGAUCUCUCUUUCAACAAGAUUAAACAUAUUAAAAAUAUCGAUCGACUCACUGAGCUUACUGAUCUUUAUUUUGUCAGUAACAAAAUAUCAAAAAUUGAGAAUUUAAACACACAGAUCAACAUUACGAAUCUUGAAUUGGGGGCUAAUCGCAUUAGAGUUAUUGAAAAUUUGGAUAAUCUUUCUAAUUUGACUCAAUUAUGGUUAGGAAAAAAUAAAAUUACUAAAUUAGAGGGUUUAAGCGCUUUGAAAAACUUGAGAUCUUUAAGCAUUCAAAGUAAUCGAUUGACAAAGAUUGAAGGACUAGAGGAAUUACAUAAUUUAGAGGAAUUAUAUAUGAGUCAUAAUGCUAUCGAAAAACUUGAAGGUUUGGAGCAUAAUCUGAGAUUGAAUACGUUGGAUAUUGCUAAUAACUUGUUAACUCGAAUUGAGAAUUUGUCUCAUUUACCCAAUUUGGAGGAAUUUUGGGCUAAUAACAAUAAAUUCGAUGUUGAAUGUUAUGAUCAAGUAGAAAAAGAAUUAGGUUCAAUCAAGACAUUGCAUACAGUCUAUCUGGAAGGCAAUCCAAUGCAUCUUAAAAACAGAGCAACAUAUCGUAAUAAAAUCAGACUUGCUUUACCUAACAUUAAACAAAUUGAUGCAACUUCAACAACACAGCCACCACCGUCAUCCCUUCCUCUACCUAGUAAUAAUGACCAUUUACAAACAAGACCUUAUGUUAAUAACUACUAUUCUUUACAAGAAGAAAAAGAGUAUGCAAAACUAAACAAUACUGGUAAUAGUUUCAUUCGUCAUUCCGAAGAACAUUGUACAUAUAAUACCACAACUACUGAUGGCUAUGCAGUAAGACCACAACAAUAUCCAUUGUAUUCCCAUAUAAAAAGAGAAAUUCCCUCUUCACUAAAUAAUAUAUUACCACCUUUAACUUCAGCAAAAUCAGUAACAGACGAAUUACCAGAACCGUGGUAUACUAACAAGCAUAAAUUAAUAAGUACAACAACAGACACAAUCAACAAUGCAGAGUUAGGAGAUACUAAAAAACAUAAAAGACGAAAAGAAAUGACUGCUUUAAUGGAAGAAUUAAAUCAGGAUUUUUUAAAGAAAAGAGAAAGACUUUAUGUAGAAAAGUUAGAUUCAAUUAAUCAAGAAUUGAAAGAUAUUCAUCGAAAUAAACAUGCAUUAUAUCUGGAUGGUUUAAGGGAUUUAGAAUUGAUGAGGCAAAAGAUGAUUCAUGAUAGCUUAUUACUUAGAGAAUAUCAAAAUCAAGUAACUGAUAAUCAAUUUCGAUUAGAAAUAUACCAAGCUGAAGAAGAAUAUACUGCCGAAACACAAGAAAUAAGAGAAAGAUUAUUCAAUGUAUUAGAGGAGAAAAGGAAGAAAUUAAAAGAAGAUAAAGAUAAUUGCGAAUUGAAUUAUGAUGUUAUAUUAGAUCCACAAUUAAGAGUACAUAAACGUAAUUUACGUAAAAGAGGAUCUGAUCAUGCAGAAAAUAAAACAAAUAAAAAGAAACAAAUGACUGGGCCAUCACUUGUAUUUAAAUUAAAAGAAGACGAUAUAUUAUCUGAUUUACAAUUGAUGAGAGUGGGUUUGAGUUCAUCUUCAGCACAAACAGCCAGUAGUAGCAGCAGCAGUAAUAGCAGUACUGUAAUUGGAAGUCCGACAGCCAAGAGAGCUUCGUCGACAAAUAAAAAAAAGUAAAUUAUUUUUUCUAAUUUAUUCAUUAUGGAACAAACUAAAAUAAAAAAUAAAAUAAAAAUGUUAAUAUUUU
This is a messenger RNA of Cokeromyces recurvatus, 2278 nucleotides long. RefSeq lists its product as uncharacterized. NCBI's taxonomy places the organism in Eukaryota, Fungi, Mucoromycota, Mucoromycetes, Mucorales, Mucoraceae. Gene Ontology annotation, molecular function: protein binding. The transcript is spliced from 14 exons. The record is from RefSeq and is a predicted model, not a curated record. Bases 145 to 2208 code for a protein of 687 amino acids.